Salvelinus fontinalis (brook trout) is the source of this 3013-nucleotide messenger RNA. RefSeq names its product solute carrier family 25 member 35 (gene slc25a35). The transcript has 5 exons. Lineage: Eukaryota; Metazoa; Chordata; Actinopteri; Salmoniformes; Salmonidae. The record is from RefSeq and is a predicted model, not a curated record. The coding region runs from base 298 to 1194 and encodes 298 amino acids.
AUUCAUCAGCACAUUGCACACGUGAUAUGUGCGCGCUGGUCCUGAUUAGCUGAUAAACAGCUGAUGAACAUGGCAAGGACACCGUUUAAAGGACAGACGAGAGGAAGGAAUACAGAGUAGAAAUAUCACAAUGGAACAUACAAACAAUUUUUAGGGUUCGGCCGAUUGUUUAUUAUCGUCCCGCAGUAGUCUGUGACCUUGGGAUUUUGACAGAUUUUGCCUAGAACCGGCGAUUUGUACUUCUACAUAUCCUUCAUAUACCGAAUUUAAUUUCGCUAAGGUCGAGCCCAUUUAGCAAUGGAUUUUAUAUUGAGCGGGGCAGCUGCCUGCGGAGCUUGCCUGUUCACUAACCCACUGGAGGUUGUCAAAACUCGGAUGCAAUUACAAGGAGAGCUCAAAAGCCGGGGGACCUACCAGGUUUACUACCGCAACGUUUUCCACGCCUUUUACACUAUCGGCAAAGUAGAUGGACUCGCUGGUUUACAGAAAGGGUUGGUACCGGGACUUGUCUAUCAGUUUUUCAUGAAUGGAGUGAGGCUUGGGUCGUAUUCAAUCAUUGAGUCAUCUGGAUACAUCCACACGGACGGGAGGGUUAGUGCUGCUAAAACCACAAUAGCAGGGGCUGCCGCUGGAGUCGUGGGGGCAGUGAUGGGAAGUCCCAUCUACUUGGUGAAGACUCACAUUCAGAGUCAGGCCACUUCCUCUAUAGCUGUUGGACAUCAGUAUCAACAUCAGGGCAUGAUCCAUGCUCUGGCAGCGAUCCACAAGCAGCAUGGUAUCCUAGGCCUGUGGAGGGGCUCCAGUGCAGCUGUACCCAGGGUCAGCGUGGGGUCAGCCGCUCAACUCUACUCCUUCGCUGCCUCCAAGGAGCUUGUCGUCGACCUACAGGUGUUCCCAGAGGGCAGCUGGCUGGUGGCUCUGUGUGCAGGGAUGAUCAGCAGUGUGGUGGUGGUGGCAGCCAUGACACCCUUUGACGUGGUCAGCACACGGCUCUACAACCAACCAGUAGAUCAUACAGGCAAGGGAGAGCUCUAUAAAGGUUUUGGGGACUGCUUCUCGAAGACACUGAAGGUGGAGGGUGUGACAGGGCUCUACAAAGGCCUGGGUGCAUCCUACUUCCGUCUGGGGCCACACACCAUCCUGUCUCUACUGUUCUGGGACGAACUGAGGAAGCUCUGGCAGCAGCACAGAUAGUAGCCGGCAGGCAGGGCAAGCUCUACUCUGCCAGCAACACAGAUAGUAUCAGGAAAGGGAGACCCAGGCCGUAUUCCAGGCCAUCUGCAAAGCAGUUGCGCUGCAUAAAUUAACCAAUGAUUGCCACGUCAUCUACAUUGCAGUCGGGCAUCAUACAUAAACAAAAGACAAACAGACACACAAAUUUCAUCAAACAUAAAUGGCAUCACAUCUGCUCAGGCCCACGUGUUCCCGCUGCAACCAUACGCAUCACGUAUGUCUCUACCACACUCCCCCUCAUCCUCCAUCCCCUGGAACAUUCCAGUGCUUGUAGCACUCUGCCAUAUGGCCUCAAAUUGCACUGUUCUAUUUUUAUCCGUAGCCCACACCUUUUCAAUAUUUACAUGAUACAUUUGAUUCAUACCACUGUCAUAUUGAUGGAGGAUAAUUUGAUUUCCAGUUUUUGAGAAGUAAAACAAAUUGACGAGAAAAGUAUGGUCCACUUGAUUUGAGUAUCUCACCGCACCCUAAUAUGCCACAUCUUGAAAUAUGCAGAUAGACAGAUUAAAAGUAAACUUACAUUGUGAAACUUCUGACAGCCAACUGUCUAACUCCGCCCAUAACUUUUGGAUGUAGCACUCCCAGAAGGCAUGGAUGAUUAAAUCCAUGUUAGUUUUACACUUGAGACAUGACUGCUGUUGUGUUGUAGAAUUUGUGAAUUUUGUCUCUUGUAUAAUAAAUUCUAUAAAUUAGUUUAUACUGGAUUAAGCGUACAUUUUCGUUAACUGUAAUUUCGUUAGUUAUGUUCCAACACUCCAUCUUGUGCCAGGCAUCAGAAUUCAAUGCGGUUACUGACAUCCAGGAGUUGGGAUGUGGUGCGUGACUGCAAUGUAGGUGGCCCUGAACAUGGACGCAGUCAGGUAUAAAGAUAAAGACCCAUUUAAGCCACAGAUUCACAGGUUAAAUGAUCCCUCAUUUUAAUGAGUUUGUAGCCUGAUCCCAGAUCUGUUUGUUCAGUCUUGCCAACUCCUAUGUUCAUUGACUAUCCAGCGUAAACAGAUCUGGGACCAGGCUUAUGCAUUUGGUCUUGAGAUAUAUGUAAAUAGCGGAGGAGUUUACUUCUGUGUGUCAACUUUUUUUUAAAAAGUUGAGCAAAGGUCUUUGUUCGACACUCCAAAUAAGAAUCUAAUUCAAACUGGUUUCUGAUCUAUGAAGCACAAUGAGGUAACAAUAGGCUGCUGUGGUUGCUGACACGUUGUGGUAUGCAGCAGAAUAGUUUAUCCAUCCAAUAAGAAUAGGAAGAUGUUUCUGAGUCAGAAUAGUUCCUUAUUCUUCUGCAGAAUGUUCGUCACAAGCUUCCUCCACUUGUACUAAUGACAACGUCCUUACCUCAUCAAGUUACUGACUGGUGUGAAUUGAUGUAGCUUGAGUACUAGGAAACAAUUUAAACAAUUUAACAAACAAUUUAGUCUACAGAGAAUUAGAACAUCUACAGAUUAGGCAAGACUUCUUCAAACGUACAUGAACAAUCUCAGCACAGUAUUAAUAUAGAAAGCAUCGACCUUCAGAGUAGAUUUAAUGAUUUACAAACCCAUCGCAACAAUUGUUUUCACACAUUUAAUAUAAAUUUACGGCAGAAAUUAGACAUGAGUUUAUUUUUAUAAAGUAUAGUGGGAUUUGUUCAUACCGCUUGCCUUACUGUAAAAUUGCUCCCUGGAUGUAUAGCUUACUGCUUCUAUUGAUUCUAAGGUUGACUGAUAUUGUACAUUGGGUCUGCUUACUUGACACAGCUGGGUUAUUUAAUUGCUGUACAUCCAUUACAGGCAUUUUGAUAUCUCUA